Molecule: messenger RNA, 2519 nt
Organism: Thunnus maccoyii (southern bluefin tuna)
Lineage: Eukaryota; Metazoa; Chordata; Actinopteri; Scombriformes; Scombridae
Gene: coq8b
Product: coenzyme Q8B
Exons: 16
Coding region: 181-2085 (634 amino acids)
Biological process (GO): ubiquinone biosynthetic process
Cellular component (GO): extrinsic component of mitochondrial inner membrane
Molecular function (GO): kinase activity
Source: RefSeq, a predicted model, not a curated record
GGAUGACGGUCAAGUCAGUCAAAUUUGAACUUCCGGGUGCUGAAAGCGUUGCAAAACAGACUCCCAUCCAGCGAGACAGUGGUGGAAGAGGACAGUCACCGAGAAAACACUGGAUAACACAGCUUUAGGAAAAGUGAGUAACUUCACUUGUUAACAGCAGAAGGUGUCAUUUAAUAAGUGAUGAUGUCUGAGGUCCUGCAGGUGCUGCGUGGGGCAGGUAAAGUGGGUUCUGCCCUGAUCACCACCCAGGGAGAACAGCUCCGCUUAAUGGCCUGCAACUCCACACUGGGAGCAGGGGUUAAAGUUGCUCAGGAUGUGGUGGAAGGGCUGGCGGGCACCUUCAUGGGCGGCAGCAAUGCGCAACAGUCAGUAAAGGAGGAUGUGUUUCCGGAUGCUGAGGGCUGGGAGAACAUGGACGCUGAUGAAGCAGCCAAAUGGGCCAUGGGUGCAGAGUUCCACUCUGAUGCAGUGGACCAAACCCAGACAGAAGCUGGAGCUGCAGGAGUGCACUCUUCUCCAGGGGCAGGUCCGGCAGGGGCGGGAUGGCCAGGGCAGAGCGCUCGUUUCCUCCACACGACCCCCGGCCUCCACCGUUACUACUACUACCAAACCAGAUCUGUCCACGACACAGUGGUGGCCAGACUCACACCAGAAGACAUCAAGAAGGCCAGAGAUGCUAAGCAGGCCCUGGCCAAACCUGUCAGACAGAAGCUGAGUGACCGUGCCAGAGAGAGGAAGGUGCCUGCCACGAGAAUCAGCAGGCUGGUUAAUUUUGGGGGACUGGCAGUAGGGCUGGGGAUCGGUGCCAUUGCAGAGGUGGCAAAACAGUCACUGGGAGGCAAACAAAAAGGAGACAUGAAUGCCCUGCUAGACUCUCCUCUCCUCUCAGAGGCCAAUGCUGAGAGAAUAGUCAACACACUGUGUAAAGUCCGCGGGGCUGCACUCAAGAUAGGACAGAUGCUCAGCAUACAAGACAACACCUUCAUCAACCCCCAGCUGCAGAAGAUCUUUGAGAGGGUCCGGCAGAGUGCAGACUUCAUGCCGACCUGGCAGAUGAAUAAAGUAUUAGAGCAGGAGCUGGGGCCAGGCUGGCGGGAGAAGCUAUCGUCCUUUGAAGACAAACCGUUUGCGGCAGCUUCCAUCGGCCAGGUGCAUCAUGGGGUUUUAAAAGAUGGUAGAGAAAUCGCCAUGAAGAUCCAGUACCCCGGAGUGGCAGAGAGCAUCCACAGUGACAUCAACAACCUGAUGUCAGUACUGAAAAUGAGCGUGGCCUUGCCGGGAGGUCUGUUUGCAGACAGCAGCUUAGAGGUUCUUCAGAGAGAGCUGGCAUGGGAGUGCGACUAUAAGAGGGAAGCCGAGUGCGCCAAGAAGUUCAGGUCCCUGCUGGAGGGAGAUGAGUAUUUCCAAGUCCCAGAGGUGAUUGAUGAGCUGUCAGGGCGCAGGGUGCUGGCCAUGGAGCUGGUACAGGGAGUCCCACUGGAUGGCUGUGUAGACCUGGACCAGGAGACUAGGAACCAGAUUGGUUUCAACAUCCUCCAGUUGUGUCUCAGAGAGCUAUUUGAAUUCAGGUUUAUGCAGACAGAUCCAAACUGGUCCAACUUCUUCUACAACGCAGACACAAACAAGGUGAUUCUGUUGGAUUUCGGAGCGUGCAGAGGCUACCCAGAAUCCUUCACAGAUGACUACAUACAGGUGGUGCACGCAGCCUCCGUGGGUGAUCGAGCCACCGUUCUUUCCAAAUCAAAAGACCUGAAGUUCCUGACAGGCUUCGAGGCCAAGGCCUUCGAGGAUGCUCACGUGGAGGCGGUAAUGAUUCUCGGUGAAGCCUUCGCAUCCGCCGAGCCCUUUGACUUCGGCACCCAGAGCACCACCCAGCGCAUCCAGAGCCUCAUCCCCGUCAUGCUGCGCCACCGCCUCACCCCUCCACCCGAGGAGACCUACUCCCUCCACCGCAAGAUGGCCGGCUCCUUCCUCAUCUGCUCCAAACUGAAGGCGCACAUAUCGUGUAAGGACAUGUUCCUAGACGUGUACAAUGCCUACAACCAGAGGAGGCAGGCGGAGCAGGCAGCACAGACCAGUGCUUAGACGCUCAGGGAGAAGCUCACUGCAGAAAUAUCUCCUCAUUAAGAACUAAGAAGUAAGAGAGGGCUCCUAAGUAAUGGGGCAGAAAAGAUGGAGUGUUGAAUCCACAGAUGGAGACAAAUGAUCAGAAUCACCUUGAACUCUACAUCGAGAUGUAACUGACUACGCCAGCGUGCUCUAAUGAUCACUAUGAGUGUGCUUGACUUUCUCUCGUCUUUUCAGUACUGUAGAUCACUGACAUCAGUCUGAGGGUGUAAUUACACGUCAUUCAGUGACUCAUCAAGGCCCGACUUUGCUGUCUCAUGUAUAGACAGACAUACUGUAAAUAGUUAAUGGAAUUGAAUUAUUAUGAAAAUAAUGGUGAUAAUUUUGUCAUAAAUGACUAUAUUAUGGAUGCAGUGUUUAUGUUAAUUGAAAAAGAAGAUAAUUUAAAUCAU